AUGAAUCAGAGUUCGGCACAGGUCUGGGUUCGUAUUCACGGCUUGGCACAGGAAUACUGGAGGCCGAAAAUUUUAUUUACGAUUGCAAGCAGCAUUGGUACGCCCAUCUGCAUUGACUCAACAUCCAACAAACCCAUGCUCGAGCGUCCCUUUGGACAUUAUGUAAGGGUUCUUGUAGACAUAGACCUUCUGAACGAAUUACGGGACAAAAUCCUAGUAGAAAGGGCAGGAUACGCCUUCUUUGUGGAUAUCGAAUAUGAAAAACUCCCUGAGUUCUUCGAUACAACUCCACCGGAUGCAGGACAAACUAGUGGGAUCCAAAAAGUUCUGGAGAUCAACCCAGCUGAUCGUUCAUUGAUAGAAGAUGUUAACCAAACCCCUCUGGCCGAGAAAAACGCACAAGCUACUACACACAAGUCCGACAGCAAUACCUUUCAAAUAGAGUUUCAAAACAACAACACUAUUCUCAUCCCCAUCGCUGAAAUUGAAAACAACAGACUGGCAGAAGAAACAAACCAGGCUAUCAUUCUCAAACAGGCUGCUACUCUCAACCACUUGGACGACUCAAGCUCUGAUUCUGAAAUAGUUGUGGAAACACAGAUGGAUAAAUUGAAAAGCCUUGCAAAUAAAUUCCUCACUGAUUCUUGGGGAAAUUUGGCUGAGCAGCUGGAAAAGAUUGGCUCUUCGGAGGAGGACGACGGAAAUUUUACUGAAGUGAUUACUAAAGCCAGAAAGAAAAAGAGCAAAAGGAAAACAAAAAUCAAAGAGAUUUCAAGUACCAGACCCAAAGCUGGUUCCGAGAAAACCUCUCAAUGA
This is a messenger RNA of Vicia villosa (hairy vetch), 816 nucleotides long. RefSeq lists its product as uncharacterized. The transcript has 2 exons. NCBI's taxonomy places the organism in Eukaryota, Viridiplantae, Streptophyta, Magnoliopsida, Fabales, Fabaceae. The coding region runs from base 1 to 816 and encodes 271 amino acids. The record is from RefSeq and is a predicted model, not a curated record.